Messenger RNA from Rhineura floridana, 342 nucleotides. RefSeq names its product spexin hormone (gene SPX). The transcript is spliced from 6 exons. The record is from RefSeq and is a predicted model, not a curated record. Bases 1 to 342 code for a protein of 113 amino acids. NCBI's taxonomy places the organism in Eukaryota, Metazoa, Chordata, Lepidosauria, Squamata, Rhineuridae. Gene Ontology annotation, cellular component: cytoplasm. Gene Ontology annotation, molecular function: neuropeptide hormone activity. Gene Ontology annotation, biological process: positive regulation of gastro-intestinal system smooth muscle contraction.
AUGAAGGGGCUUCUCCGGGGGACCGCCACUGCCCUGGCCUUGUUGCUUUCAGCUUCCUUCAUCUCUUAUUCCAGGAGUGCUCCUCAGGAUCACCUGCAGAGAAGGAACUGGACUCCACAGGCUAUGCUCUAUUUAAAGGGUGCACAAGGUCGUCGGUUCAUCUCAGAGGAGAGUCAGAAGAAGGAUCUCUAUGACAGGUUGCAGCUAGAAACACGGAGCCAACAUGUGAACCCUCUAACCCUUUCUGAAGCUACGGCACUGUUUCUUUCCUCCUUACGAAAAGCACACGAGGAAGGUAAAAGGUCAUUUUGCUCCAGGAGUUCCUUCGCAGUGGAGUUGUAA